Molecule: messenger RNA, 1243 nt
Organism: Durio zibethinus
Lineage: Eukaryota; Viridiplantae; Streptophyta; Magnoliopsida; Malvales; Malvaceae
Product: reticulon-like protein B8
Biological process (GO): response to bacterium
Source: RefSeq, a predicted model, not a curated record
CUUUUUAAAGUUGCAGGGAGUGGAAGUAACGCACAGGUAAAAGGUCGAAGUACUUGAUGCCUCUUUCCAUUUCUUGUCUGUUUAUGUCAGCCACUCUCCUCAAACAAAUCGCCAACUCUCUCCCUGCACAAAAACAAUGCCUGAGAAAAUAACCUCAGAGGACUUUUUGAACAAUCUAGUGGAGACCAUUGCUGAUAGUGUUUCUAAGCAGAAAUCUGUGUCUUUUUUUGAGGAAGAGAAAUCAAACUCAGUUGUCUCUAGCUUCAGUCGGCUUUUUGGACGUCAGAGGCCUGUCCACCAUAUUUUGGGGGGUGGAAAAUCUGCUGAUGUUUUGUUAUGGAGGAACAAGAAGAUCUCAGCCAGUGUUUUGGCUGGUGCAACAGCAAUAUGGGUUCUAUUUGAAUGGCUUAAUUACCAUUUCCUGACUCUUCUAUGCUUUGCCGUGGUUCUUGCCAUGCUUGCUCAGUUUGUUUGGUCAAAUGCCUCUGGUUUACUUAACAGGUCACCUUCUCAAGUGCCACGCAUAGUUUUGCCCGACGAAUUAUUUGUCAGCAUUGGCAGGUCAUUUGGUACUGAGGUGAACCGAGGUUUACAGUUUCUGCAGGAUGUUGCAUGUGGAGGAAACUUGAAACAAUUUCUUGUGGUUGUUGUAAGCUUGUGGGUUGCUGCUGUUUUAGGAAGCUGGUGCGACUUUUUGACUGUUUUGUACAUUGGUUUUGUUGCGGCCCAUACGUUACCAGUCCUGUACGAGAGGUAUGAUGAUCAAAUUGAUAGCUUUGUUUACAAUAUUUUUGACCAGUUUAAAAGUCGCUAUAAAAAGCUGGAUGCUGGUGUCCUGAGCAAGAUCCCCAAGGGAAAGUUCAAAGUUAAGAAGCAUGAUUAGGUGCAAUUGGUAACAAUCAUUAGAUCUUCGGAGUUUCUCUAGCAUAUCUUAAUUUUGUUGGAGAUCCAAUAAUGCAGUUGCCAUAUCUGUAGAAUAUGUUUUUGAUAUGAUACUUGAAUAAAUGGUGUGUUAUUGUGAUAUUAUCACUUUGGAUAUCGGAAACAUCUUGCCAAAUUCAGCUGCUAGAUUUAGAAGUGACCUGGGUCUUAGUUGCACUUGAUGUUGAAAAGGAGAAACCCCAACCAGCUUAAAUCCUGCCCGAUAUCUAGAUAUGACAAUUUGUGUAUUCGUGUUGUAUUUAUGUCGUGUCCAAAUAUAGAUAUAAAACAAAUGAUUAAACAUGUCAAAACUUAAAAUCCU